AUGAGAGACGGAAUAGUGAUUACAAUCUUCGGAAAGAAAGCUCCCGAAAGAGAAAGAGCGAUGCUGACUCUGGAAGACGCCGCUUUUCUACCUUUGCAAGUCGAAGUCACCUCCCGCCCCCUUCUCAUAGAGAUAAACGAGGGUUCCAGAGGGCUCUCGAUUAGCUGCCCAAUCAACCUUGGGCUUGGCGUCUCACCCUCAGUCCACAACACAUCACUUCUUUCACAACUCAUACCCCCUACAAGGCUACAGAAUGCAACGUUGAGUAUUUUUGCCACGCAAAAAGCUCGGGCGGUCUCAAACAUUCAACCUUCCGCGACAUAUUGGGCGGCCACCACCUGGCAUUGUUCCUACAAGAUACUCACGUCCGUAAAUGGCACUCUACAAGUCAGACUCCGCAGCCUUCUCAAAUUGCACGGUGACCUCCUAGAGCGAGAUGGAGACACCAGCGUGCCCUUAUUCUUCAUAAUAACCCACUCCCACUCUAUCGCCCCGAGAUGCGCCCACGUAAUCACCUCCCUAACCCAUGGUAGUGACAUCCACCUUCGGAUCUAGAUGUUUCUGUCCCUAGAUCCGAAUCACUCAAAUAAUAGA
Messenger RNA from Lindgomyces ingoldianus, 594 nucleotides. RefSeq lists its product as uncharacterized. Lineage: Eukaryota; Fungi; Ascomycota; Dothideomycetes; Pleosporales; Lindgomycetaceae. The record is from RefSeq and is a predicted model, not a curated record. The transcript has 7 exons. Bases 1 to 555 code for a protein of 184 amino acids.